Molecule: messenger RNA, 1251 nt
Organism: Abrus precatorius (Indian licorice)
Lineage: Eukaryota; Viridiplantae; Streptophyta; Magnoliopsida; Fabales; Fabaceae
Exons: 2
Coding region: 1-1251 (416 amino acids)
Source: RefSeq, a predicted model, not a curated record
AUGGAUCCAUGUCCCUUCGUGCGCCUCAUCGUUGAAUCCCUCGCUCUCAAGCUUCCCUCCCCAACCAAACCACCACCACUCUCCGGCGUCCACCCCUCAACCACCCCCUGCUUCUGCAAAAUUCGGAUCAACACCUUUCCCUCGCACACCGCCCUCCUCCCUCUCUCUUCCUCCUCCUCCGCCCCCGACACCACCACCUCCGCCCCUGCCUUCCACCUCGACCCCGCCGCCCUCCGCCGUCUCUCCGGCAAACCCCUUACCCUCGCACUUUCUGUCUUCAACGGCCCAAUGGGCCGCACUUGUGGCGUUCGUGGCGCCAAGCUAUUGGGCCGGGUUCUCCUCACCAUUCACUUGCCCACUGCCCUCUCUCGCUCCAACACCUUCCACAAUGGGUGGGUCAAGCUGGGUGAACCGGAUAACAAGCCCUCGGCUCAGCUUCACCUUGUGGUCCGGUCUGAACCCGACCCACGGUUCGUCUUUCAGUUCGGCGGUGAACCGGAAUGCAGCCCCGUGGUUUUCCAGAUUCAGGGGAAUAUCAGACAACCCGUUUUCAGUUGCAAGUUCAGCGCCGAUCGCAAUUACAGAUCCCGGUCUCUUCCAUCAGAUUUUACAAACAAUCCUAGUGGAUGGGGAAGAUCUUCCACAAGUGAUAAAGAACGUCAAGGGAGGGACAGAAAGGGUUGGAUGAUAAUGAUUCACGAUCUCUCAGGCUCACCAGUAGCUGCAGCCUCUAUGGUGACACCAUUUGUGCCUUCCCCUGGCUCAAACCGUGUGUCAAGAUCAAACCCAGGUGCAUGGCUCAUUCUGCGGCCCAAUGGGGCCUCUGUGAGUAGCUGGAAGCCAUGGAGUCGUCUUGAGGCAUGGCGAGAAAGAGGUCCUGUUGAUGGCUUGGGCUACAAAGUUGAGCUUUUGUCUGACAAUGGACCCGUCAAUGGAAUUCCCAUUGCUGAAGGCACAAUGAGUGUCAAAAAGGGUGGCCAAUUCUGCAUUGAUUACAAGGUGAUGAAGGAUGCUGGAUUGGGUUCAAGGUUACCCGGGGAAGGGUUUGUGAUGGGUUCAACUGUGGACGGUGAAGGCAAAGUUAGCAAACCUCUUGUACAAGUUGGUGCACACCAUGUCACGUGCAUGGCUGAUGCUGCUCUCUUCAUUGCUCUCUCUGCUGCUAUUGAUCUUAGCAUGGAUGCUUGUAGGCUUUUCUCGCAUAAACUUAGGAAGGAGCUUUGCCAUGUUGAACAAGAUUCCCUUUCAUAA